AUGGUUUGGGCUCUUGAUCAGAUAGAUCAGGAUACUGCAAUUGGAGGCAGUUUAUCGCCAGAGGAAAUGGAGGAAGCAGAAGCCAUGUACCAAGAUGCAGCUGCAAAGGGCGUCUGUUAUACAACCAUGUGCGACGAUAAAUGCCGCAACGGCGACUACGAAGCUGCGCAAAUGAGGGGACAACCUGGCUUGUUGUCUACCAUGUCUCGUUGUCCUAAAAACCAGGUUCGUCGUCUUUGCUGCUCCAAAGGCGUCACUAUGGGAACCUGCAAAUGGCGAGGCUUCCGUGGCUUGGGACUGUCUUGCACGGGUGGUUGUCACGGCGAUGAGACUGAAGUUACUACCAACACCAACCAUGUCGACAAGAACGAAGACCAAACAUGUACGGGAGGUACACAGAGCUACUGCUGCUCCGGCUUCAAGCCUCCUAUUUCAAAAGAACAAAUCAGUGAAAAGAUGAAGGACGAAGCAGCCGACCUUGCUCUUGCUGCUGCCGAAACUCUUGCAAUGGAAAUAGCAGCAAAGGCCUUUUGUCGUGUUGCAAUCAUGGCCGCAACACUACCUCUACGCAUCAUUCCGUUUGUAGGCUGGAUAGCCUCUAUCGCGCUUCAGGUCGCAAUGCCCGCACUGGUCAAUGUCUGCGCCAAAGGAGUCGCCAAGGCCGGCAAAUCAGUCUUCAAGUUUAAGGGGAAAGACUACGAAGUCAAAGUCGACAAGCCUCUUACGAGCAAGGUCGACCGGCCGGCAUCCAAGUCACCGACCAAAGCUUCUGAUAGGCCAAAGACUUGUAGGACGAAGAGGGUGGCAGCCAGGGACUUGAGGCCUCGCAUCGACUGGACGACAAAGGCGUAUGACCCGCCUGUUGUAAGAGUCACGCACAAAGUAUGCAAUGGUGCGGUAGCAAAGCAGGCCUGCUACAACUACAGCUCUAUCAUCAACCGGCGACCUGAUCUCGCGCGUCUGACCUGCCCGUCUUACAGAUACCCUCGCCCAGACCGACCCCAAGUCGACGAAUACAACGAACAGCACCAUACCGACUGGAGCAGCGGCUGGCUUCGCUCCGCAGACCUCGAAUGCCAACGCGACGAAUACCCCGGCGCGGCAAUCUGGCAAGCCCGCGACGACAGUGUCUGGAUCCGCCUCAUCCCCCGUGCCGACAACUCUAAAGCAGCUCAUCUCUUCAAGGGCUGCCCCGAAGAAGAAGAAGAAGAGUUCGUCAGAGAAAGAUCCAUCACCACGACCGACGUAGGCUGCAGCACCCGCGACGUCUGGCAGAAAACCUAUCGUAAAAUCCAAGUAGUGAUGAACAUCGGCUUCAACAAUAUGGGCAACAUGCCCCCUGAUUUCGGCAUGACAGCCAAUCUAUGCUGGCCCGAAACACUGGUAAAUGAUCCAGGCUUCGCCCUUUUGACAGAUGACCCCUGGUACGCCGCCGGCAACAAUAGAGGCCAGUUCACGCGGCACUACGCUCAAGCGCCGUCGGCGCAGUUUACAAAUGGAAAGGUCAAUAAGCCCACUUGGGGCUGGACGAAACCGAGGGCAAACAAUGGCGAUGAUAUAAACAAGUUUAAGCGGUCGCCGAAUGACCUUGUUAUCCAUGAAGGGAAUUCGACGAGGAAACCGACGGAGGAGGAGUUAUUUGAGGAGUUGGGGCUGUUGGAGUGCAAGGAGAGGUAUUGUCAGAGGGAGAUGGAGGAACUGGGGUUUGCGUCGUUGCCGGUUGUGCAGGAGACAGUAAAGGCGCCCGUGGUAGUGCAGGCGGAGGCGACGCCGACGGAUGGGAGUGCGGUGGUUGAAGCGAAGGCGACGCCGGUGAGGAUGCAGGAGGCAGAUGUGUCGGUUAUCACGCCUGCGCCUAGGCAUCCGCACUACCGGUAUGAGUAG
Bipolaris maydis ATCC 48331 is the source of this 1884-nucleotide messenger RNA. Lineage: Eukaryota; Fungi; Ascomycota; Dothideomycetes; Pleosporales; Pleosporaceae. The record is from RefSeq and is a predicted model, not a curated record.